This is a messenger RNA of Salvelinus fontinalis (brook trout), 1306 nucleotides long. It is a transcript of the gene trpt1, whose product is annotated as tRNA phosphotransferase 1. The transcript has 8 exons. NCBI's taxonomy places the organism in Eukaryota, Metazoa, Chordata, Actinopteri, Salmoniformes, Salmonidae. The record is from RefSeq and is a predicted model, not a curated record. Bases 117 to 794 code for a protein of 225 amino acids. Gene Ontology annotation, molecular function: tRNA 2'-phosphotransferase activity. Gene Ontology annotation, biological process: tRNA splicing, via endonucleolytic cleavage and ligation.
CCAACAAGCGCUGCAGGCAAGACAUAACGAUCAGUCAUUUUCCGUAGCUAAACAUCAAGUACUGUUGUUCAUAACUAGAAAACAUUGCAGGUUCUUAGUAGCGAAAAUAACUGUAAAUGGACCGUGGAGGAAGAGGACGUGGAGGAAGAGGGAUUCGAGGUAAUCGUGUAGAGGACAAGGAUGUCCGCCUCUCCAAGUCUUUGUCCUUUGCACUGCGCCAUGGAGCCAAUCAAAUGGGACUUCACAUGAAUCCUGAUGGCUUCCUAUUUGUGGAGGACCUACUGGCUCAUGCACAGUUCCACGCCUUCUCAUUGGAGGACGUGGAGAGAGUUGUGGCCACCAAUGACAAGCAGCGAUUCAAGCUCCGCCCUCACCCUGAGGACGGACGGCUGCAGAUCCGAGCCAAUCAGGGACACUCUGUGCAGGUGUGUGAUCUGGACCUGAAGGCUGUACAGCAUGGUUCUCCUGAUUGUCCCAGGGAGGGAAUCCAUGGCUCAUAUCUCCGCAACUGGCCCUCCAUCCGCUCCGAGGGCCUCAGCCGCAUGAACAGAACACACAUACACCUGGCCAUGGGCCUACCGGGGGAGGACGGGGUCAUCAGCGGCAUGAGGAGAGACUGUGACCUGGCCAUAUUCAUUGACGUCCCCAAAGCAUUGUCUGAGGGUAUCCAGUUCUUCUGGUCGGAGAACGGUGUAUUGCUGACACCUGGGGACACUGAGGGGAAACUACUUCCCCGAUACUUCAGCCGUGCCCUAAAACUAAGACCCACACAGAGUAUUCUGCCACUGGAGUAGGUGAAGAGGGUUAUCUGUGCUUUGGAGGUAAAGACUUGGCUGAAUUUGUCACCAGACGGCUGUUGAUUUCCAGUUCUGUCUAGACUGUUUACUGGUAACCAAUACUGUUCAGGACCAGAACCCUGAAGACUCUGGGUGAAUAAGACUGAGACUGAAAACACCGUCAACAACAACUCAACAACAGCUCUAAUACCAUACAGUACAGGCACAGAGACUGACUGGUGUUCCUGAUAACAUUGUCACAUGACAAAGACCCAGAGGAUGCUAUCAGAUGGGAACCAGCAGGCACAAGCUGUGGGUUUGCCAACGGACAGUCUCAACUGCUCCACAGAGAUACACACACACUGCCUGCGUCUUCCUGUGCCGUCAGUCACAUUUCAGGAAACUCUGCCACCAUACUCUUAAGGACACAACCAUCAAGCCAAAUGUGUCAUCUGGAAAUUAUAACACCUGUCAACUGUUUUAUAUAUGUCAAUAAACAUAUUUAAUUCUGGAUUUCAGAAUUGACAAUU